This is a messenger RNA of Anoplopoma fimbria (sablefish), 597 nucleotides long. It is a transcript of the gene diras1b, whose product is annotated as DIRAS family, GTP-binding RAS-like 1b. The record is from RefSeq and is a predicted model, not a curated record. The coding region runs from base 1 to 597 and encodes 198 amino acids. Gene Ontology annotation, biological process: signal transduction. Lineage: Eukaryota; Metazoa; Chordata; Actinopteri; Perciformes; Anoplopomatidae. Gene Ontology annotation, molecular function: GTP binding; GTPase activity; GDP binding. Gene Ontology annotation, cellular component: plasma membrane. The transcript is spliced from 2 exons.
AUGCCGGAGCAGAGCAACGACUAUCGCGUGGUGGUGUUCGGGGCAGGGGGAGUGGGGAAGAGCUCCCUGGUGCUGCGCUUCGUGAAGGGCACCUUCAGGGACACCUACAUCCCCACGGUGGAGGACACCUACCGCCAGGUGAUCAGCUGCGAUAAGAGCGUGUGCACCCUCCAGAUCACCGACACCACGGGGAGCCACCAGUUCCCAGCCAUGCAGCGCCUGUCCAUCUCUAAAGGCCACGCCUUCAUCCUGGUCUACUCCAUCACGAGCAAACAGUCCCUGGAGGAGCUCAAACCCAUUUACCAACAGGUCUUGGCCAUAAAGGGCAACGUUGAGGCCAUCCCCAUCAUGCUUGUGGGCAACAAGAGCGACGAGACCUUGCGGGAGGUGGAGACCAAGGACGGGGAAGCCCAGGCCAACCAGUGGAAGUGCGCCUUCAUGGAGACGUCGGCCAAGACCAACCACAACGUGACCGAGCUCUUCCAGGAGCUUCUAAACCUGGACAAGAAGAGGAACAUGAGCCUCAACAUCGACGGCAAGCGCUCGGGGAAGCAGUCCCGCGCCGAGAGACUGAAGGGCAAAUGCAGCGUGAUGUAA